Messenger RNA from Iphiclides podalirius (scarce swallowtail), 2067 nucleotides. The record is from the annotation of a GenBank genome assembly. NCBI's taxonomy places the organism in Eukaryota, Metazoa, Arthropoda, Insecta, Lepidoptera, Papilionidae.
AUGGACGUCAAAACUUCGGGGAAACUACCGUACCCGAAAGCUGUUGGUUUCAUCGUCACAAAUGAGUUUUGCGAAAGAUUUUCCUACUAUGGGAUGCGAACAAUCCUUUCAUUAUACCUACGUGACAAGCUGGGCUACUCAGACAACGGGGCAACGGUUAUAUACCAUGUGUUUACAAUGUUUGCUUACUUCUUUCCUAUACUGGGUGCCAUGAUCGCUGAUGGAUGGCUGGGCCGCUUUAGAACAAUAUUUUACCUGUCACUCGUUUACGCCACGGGCAGUAUACUGAUAUCCGUAACAGCGAUGCCACCAGUGCCUUUGCCACAGUUAGAAUUUACAAUCGUAGCGCUUCUCCUUAUUGCAUUUGGGACUGGAGGCAUAAAGCCUUGCGUAUCAGCUUUCGGUGGAGACCAAUUUAAACUGCCCGAACAGGAGAGAUACCUGGGCUACUUCUUCUCUCUUUUCUACUUUGCUAUCAACGCUGGUAGUCUCAUAUCAACAUUUCUCACGCCGAUACUAAGAGCAGAUGUACACUGCUUUGGAGAGAACGACUGCUAUUCGCUUGCCUUCGGUGUACCAGGCCUACUCAUGAUUGUUUCUAUACUAUUCUUCGUGGCGGGCAAGAGGUUGUACAUAAUUAAGAAUCCGACGGGCAACGUUCUUGGCAACGUGUCAGCCUGUAUUGGUCGCGCUGUGGUUAAAUCAUGCAAAAGCAAAGAAAAACGUGAGCACUGGCUCGACCACGCUGACGACAAAUACGACGCAAAUCUAAUCGAGGACAUCAAGUCUCUGCUUCGAGUAUUGGUCCUCUUUAUACCUUUGCCGGUCUUCUGGGCGCUCUUCGAUCAACAGGGUUCGAGGUGGACUUUCCAAGCUGACAGAAUGGAACAGGAUAUCGGAAACUGGACUCUAAAGGCAGAUCAAAUGCAAGUGUUAAAUCCCUUGCUAAUUUUAAUAUUCAUCCCUCUGUUCGAAGUGGCUAUUUAUCCGUUCUUGACAUGGUGUAAACUGGUGAGGAAACCGUUGCACAAAAUGAUCUUGGGAGGCAUUUUGGCUGCAGUCGCGUUCCUCAUUUCUGGAGUCGUCGAGUUGAAUCUUUUGCCUACUUAUGGCACGCCAGUUUCGGAAGGUCUGGCACAGUUAAGAGUUUACAAUGGAUUCAACUGCAAUUUAACGAUUAGCAUUUUUAACGAGCCCAAUAACAUUACGGAGAAUGUUAUAUUAGGACCUCUAGAUGUUUAUGAAAAGUUGGAUAUUGAAGCGAAUAAAUUAGUAGACCUGCCAUAUUCCCUCAAUGGGCAAAACAGCACGGAUUGUGCAGACGUUAAACAUGGUGGUUAUUUUCGACUGAAAGAGAAAACCGCAAAUUCUUAUUUCGUUACAAAUGGUGAAAUUCAGAACUUUACUGACAAUAAUGACAAGGCUAUAGACGGAGUUAAUGUGAGGUUUCUAUCAAAUAUGAUUAAUUUGGUUCAAAUAACUAUUCAAGACAACAAGAAAAAUCGAACAAAAUUGAACAUUGCAAGUACUGAUAAAGGUCAAUAUUCUUUUGAGAAGGGGACAUAUGACGUCCUUGUGGGAGAAGUUACAGUACUAAAAGACUUUUCUUUUAAAUCGGGUGCCGUGUACACCAUUAUAUUACACGAAGAUAGCGUUCUGAAUUAUUUAGCGAACGUCGUCACUAUAACUCCACCGAACACUGUGCACAUACUGUGGCUGAUACCUCAGUAUGUCGUAAUGACAAUGGGCGAGGUGAUGUUCUCCGUGACGGGGUUAGAAUUCUCCUUUACACAGGCGCCCGCUACCAUGAAAUCGGUACUGCAGUCCGUCUGGCUGCUUACUGUCGCGUUUGGUAACCUCAUUGUCGUGCUCAUUGUGGAAGGGAACUUUUUAGACGCACAGUGGAAAGAAUUUUUCCUGUUCGCUGGAUUAAUGAUGCUGGACAUGCUGAUUUUCACUGCAAUGGCACUUCGAUACAAGUACGUGCAAACCAAAUCGAGUAGUGAGAAUCUGGCGGUAGAGGAGAUCAGAAUGCCUGACAAGACUGUUGUGCCCGAGAAGAACAAU